AUGAAUGUAGAAUUAGUAACUUUUAACUUUUAGUUCCACUGAUUUUAGUCACAUAUGUCCGGGGAAAGGGGUUCUUGACAGUUAGUUUUUUUUUGCUCUAGAAUUUUGACUGAUAGAUACCUUCACCGUGUGUCCCCUAUACCGGAUAUUGUCAGUUGUGUACUGUAUAUUGGAAUUGGUGUACGGCAAUUUGGAUAGUCAACAAGACAACAAGCAGAAGUCAGGGAAGCGUGGUAUUUGAUAUUGUGCGUAGAAGCAUGACAUCGAAGAUGUUGCUCAUCUGUUUGGCUGUUGUUUGUCUGGCGUACAAGACAAGUGCAUAUAGUUCUUGCCAAGACAUAUACAUGGCCGACAACCGGAACUCAAAUGGAAACUACGUCAUUCAUCACAAUGGGAGCGCAAUCAAUGUGUAUUGUUCAUUCGAAAGUAACUAUGGUUACACGUACAUCUCUAAACAGUCAUAUAAUACAGAACUUAACAUAAGUUUAUUGUAUACCACUUUAGAUUUUGCCAAGAUUCGCCAUAGAAAAAGCAAUGGUAUUCAAAAAGAAGUUAUCGUAGAAAACUUGUCUUCGUUCCAAAGUCGGUCUACUUUAUAUUUUGGUUACAACGCCAAUACUUCGUAUCAAGGACCAGAUAGGAAUAACGUAGGUUUAAAACCGUACUUAUUUCUCGGCUUUUUACCAGAGAGUUUUCUAAGAAACUAUGAAACACAAGGGUACCGCGCAGCUGGAAAAGACUUCACUUUUAAAAAUUGUGAUAAAAAUCCGAACAGUUAUAUCACAUUUUACUAUAAUCCCAACAAUACAACACCUGGUAGGCUGGGUUAUACCAAUCACUUCAUGAAGGGGUGGAUAGAUGAAUCUGAACUAUUGCCAAUGAACAACUAUAUGGAUACUGAUUUUUACUUUGACUGGGAAAUGCACAUGGGCGGAUGUGGUGGUUUCAUGACGUCACACUGUCUGUCAAACAACAGAGCGGCACUUGGAUUACCAUUUAGCAUCAAACCAUGUGACGGUCUUAAUUGUCAAAAUGGCGGAAGUUGUGAUUCAUCCGUGUCACCAGCCUGUUGUAUAUGUGUCGGGAAUUACUUCGGUGACAGAUGUGAAAAUAUUAAUGGUGGAUGGACAGAAUGGUCAGUCUGGAGUGAUUGUCCGGAUACUUGUGGUGAUGAGAACCUUACUAGGACUAGAUCCUGCACAAAUCCUUCUCCAGAAAACAACGGAACAGUUUGUCAAGGGCACACCUCGGAAACAAUUUCAUGUACUACAGCAAAAUGUCCAGUUAAUGGGGGAUGGACAGAAUGGUCAGUCUGGAGUGAUUGUCCAGAAACUUGCGGUGAUGAAUACCUGACAAGGACUAGAUCCUGCACAAAUCCUUCUCCCGAAAAUAACGGGACAGAUUGUCAAGGAAACAACACGGAAACACUUUCAUGUUCUACAGCACAAUGUCCAGUGAAUGGUGGAUGGACCGAAUGGUCAGUCUGGAGUGAUUGUCCAGAAACCUGUAGUGACGAAAUACUCAUCAGGACUAGAUCAUGUACAAAUCCUUCUCCAGACAAUAACGGAACAGCUUGUCAAGGAAACACCACGGAAACAAUUUCAUGUUCUACAGCAAAAUGUCCAGUUAAUGGGAAAUGGACAGAAUGGUCAGUCUGGAGUGAUUGUCCAGAAACUUGCGGGGAUGAAGACCUUAUUAGGACUAGAUCAUGUACAAAUCCUUCACCAGGAAAUAACGGAACAGUUUGUCAAGGAAGCAACACGGAAACAAUUUCUUGUACUACAGCACAAUGUCCAGUGAAUGGUGGAUGGACCGAAUGGUCAAUCUGGAGUGAUUGUCCAGAAACUUGUGAUGAUGAGGACCUUACCAGGACUAGAUCCUGCACAAAUCCUUCUCCAGAAAAUAACGGAACAGUUUGUCAAGGAAACACCACGGAAACAAUUUCAUGUCACACUGCAAAUUGUCCAGUUAAUGGUGGAUGGACAGAAUGGUCAGUCUGGAGUGAUUGUCCAAAAACCUGCGGAGAUGAAGACCUUAUUAGAACUAGAUCAUGUUCAAACCCCUCACCGGAAAAUAACGGAACAGUUUGUCAAGGAAGCAACACGGAAACAAUUCCUUGUACUACAGCACAAUGUCCAGUGAACGGUGGAUGGACUGAAUGGUCAGUCUGGAGUGAUUGUCCAGAUACUUGCGGUGAUGAGGACCUUAUUAGGACUAGAUCAUGUACUAAUCCUUCUCCAGAAAAUAACGGAACAGUUUGCCAAGGACACGACUCGGAAACAAUUCCAUGUUACACUGCAAAUUGUCCAGUUAAUGGUGGAUGGACAGAAUGGUCAGUCUGGAGUGAUUGUCCAGAAACUUGCGGAAAUGAAGACCUUAUUAGAACUAGAUCAUGUACAAAUCCUUCGCCGGAAAAUAACGGAACAGUUUGUCAAGGAAGCAACACGGAAACAAUUUCUUGUACUACAGCACAAUGUCCAGUGAACGGUGGAUGGACUGAAUGGUCAGCCUGGAGUGAUUGUCCAGAUACUUGUAAUGAUGAGGACCUUAUUAGGACUAGAUCAUGUACGAAUCCUUCUCCAGAAAAUAACGGAACAGUUUGCCAAGGACACGACUCGGAAACAAUUCCAUGUUACACUGCAAAUUGUCCAGUUAAUGGUGGAUGGACAGAAUGGUCAGUCUGGAGUGAUUGUCCAGAAACUUGCGGAAAUGAAGACCUUAUUAGAACUAGAUCAUGUACAAAUCCUUCGCCGGAAAAUAACGGAACAGUUUGUCAAGGAAGCAACACGGAAACAAUUUCUUGUACUACAGCACAAUGUCCAGUGAACGGUGGAUGGACUGAAUGGUCAGCCUGGAGUGAUUGUCCAGAUACUUGUAAUGAUGAGGACCUUAUUAGGACUAGAUCAUGUACAAAUCCUUCUCCAGAAAAUAACGGAACAGUUUGCCAAGGACACGACUCGGAAACAAUUCCAUGUUACACUGCAAAUUGUCCAGUUAAUGGUGGAUGGACAGAAUGGUCAGUCUGGAGUGAUUGUCCAGAAACUUGCGGAAAUGAAGACCUUAUUAGAACUAGAUCAUGUACAAAUCCUUCGCCGGAAAAUAACGGAACAGUUUGUCAAGGAAGCAACACGGAAACAAUUUCUUGUACUACAGCACAAUGUCCAGUGAACGGUGGAUGGACUGAAUGGUCAGUCUGGAGUGAUUGUCCAGAUACUUGCGGUGAUGAGGACCUUAUUAGGACUAGAGCAUGUACUAAUCCUUCUCCAGAAAAUAACGGAACAGUUUGCCAAGGACACGACUCGGAAACAAUUCCAUGUUACACUGCAAAUUGUCCAGUUAAUGGUGGAUGGACAGAAUGGUCAGUCUGGAGUGAUUGUCCAGAAACUUGCGGAAAUGAAGACCUUAUUAGAACUAGAUCAUGUACAAAUCCUUCGCCGGAAAAUAACGGAACAGUUUGUCAAGGAAGCAACACGGAAACAAUUUCUUGUACUACAGCACAAUGUCCAGUGAACGGUGGAUGGACUGAAUGGUCAGUCUGGAGUGAUUGUCCAGAUACUUGCGGUGAUGAGGACCUUAUUAGGACUAGAGCAUGUACUAAUCCUUCUCCAGAAAAUAACGGAACAGUUUGCCAAGGACACGAUUCGGAAACAAUUCCAUGUUACACUGCAAACUGUCCAGUUAAUGGUGGAUGGACAGAAUGGUCAGUCUGGAGUGAUUGUCCAGAAACUUGCGGAAAUGAAGACCUUAUUAGAACUAGAUCAUGUACAAAUCCUUCGCCGGAAAAUAACGGAACAGUUUGUCAAGGAAGCAACACGGAAACAAUUUCUUGUACUACAGCACAAUGUCCAGUGAACGGUGGUUGGACUGAAUGGUCAGUCUGGAGUGAUUGUCCAGAUACUUGCGGUGAUGAGGACCUUUUUAGAACUAGAUCAUGUGCAAAUCCUUCUCCAGAAAAUAACGGAACAGUUUGCCAAGGACACGACUCGGAAACAAUUCCAUGUUACACUGCAAAUUGUCCAGUUAAUGGUGGAUGGACAGAAUGGUCAGUCUGGAGUGAUUGUCCAGAAACUUGCGGAAAUGAAGACCUUAUUAGAACUAGAUCAUGUACAAAUCCUUCGCCGGAAAAUAACGGAACAGUUUGUCAAGGAAGCAACACGGAAAUAAUUUCUUGUACUACAGCACAAUGUCCAGUUAAUGGUGGAUGGACUGAAUGGUCAGUCUGGAGUGAUUGUCCAGAAACUUGCGGAGAUGAAGACCUUAUUAGAACUAGAUCCUGUACAAAUCCUUCGCCGGAAAAUAACGGAACAGUUUGUCAAGGAAGCAACACGGAAAUAAUUUCUUGUACUACAGCACAAUGUCCAGUGAACGGUGGAUGGACUGAAUGGUCAGUCUGGAGUGAUUGUCCAGAAACUUGCGGAGAUGAAGACCUUAUUAGAACUAGAUCCUGUACAAAUCCUUCGCCGGAAAAUAACGGAACAGUUUGUCAAGGAAGCAACACGGAAAUAAUUUCUUGUACUACAGCACAAUGUCCAGUGAACGGUGGAUGGACUGAAUGGUCAGUCUGGAGUGAUUGUCCAGAUACUUGCGGUGAUGAGGACCUUAUUAGGACUAGAUCAUGUACAAAUCCUUCUCCAGAAAAUAAUGGAACAGUUUGCCAAGGACACGACUCGGAAACAAUUCCAUGUUACACUGCAAAUUGUCCAGUUAAUGGUGGAUGGACAGAAUGGUCAGUCUGGAGUGAUUGUCCAGAAACUUGCGGAGAUGAAGACCUAAUUAGAACUAGAUCCUGUACAAAUCCUUCGCCUGAAAAUAACGGAACAGUUUGUCAAGGAAGCAACACGGAAACAAUUUCUUGUACUACAGCACAAUGUCCAGUGAACGGUGGAUGGACUGAAUGGUCAGUCUGGAGUGGUUGUCCAGAUACUUGCGGUGAUGAGGACCUUAUUAGGACUAGAUUAUGUACAAAUCCUUCUCCAGAAAAUAACGGAACAGUUUGCCAAGGACACGACUCGGAAACAAUUCCAUGUUACACUGCAAAUUGUCCAGUUAAUGGUGGAUGGACAGAAUGGUCAGUCUGGAGUGAUUGUCCAGAAACUUGCGGAAAUGAAGACCUUAUUAGAACAAGAUCAUGUACAAAUCCUUCGCCGGAAAAUAACGGAACAGUUUGUCAAGGAAGCAACACGGAAAUAAUUUCUUGUACUACAGCACAAUGUCCAGUUAAUGGUGGAUGGACCGAAUGGUCAGUCUGGAGUGAUUGUCCAGAAACGUGCGGUGAUGAAGACCUUAUUAGGACUAGAUCAUGUACAAAUCCUUCUCCAGAAAAUAACGGAACAGUUUGUCAAGGAAACAACACGGAAACAAUUUCAUGUUACACAGCAAACUGUCCAGUUAAUGGUGGAUGGACAGAAUGGUCAGUCUGGAGUGAUUGUCCAGAAACUUGCGGAGAUGAAGACCUUAUUAGAACUAGAUCAUGUACAAAUCCUUCGCCGGAAAAUAACGGAACAGUUUGCCAAGGGAGCAACACGGAAACAAUUUCAUGUUCUACAGCACAAUGUCCAGUGAAUGGAGGAUGGUCAACUUGGACACCAUGGUCAAGCUGUCCGGAAACGUGCAAUGGUGAAACUUUAAAUCGUACCAGAUCAUGCUCAAACCCAGAAUCUGACAACAAUGGGACGGAUUGUCAGGGAAAUGAUAUAGAGUACAUGUCUUGUCAAGAAGCACCAUGUCCAGUUAAUGGAGGAUGGACAACUUGGACACCAUGGUCAAGCUGUCCGGAAACGUGUAAUGAUGAAUAUCUAAAUCGUACAAGAUCCUGCUCAAAUCCGGCUUCUGUCAACAAUGGAACAGAUUGCCAAGGGAAUGAUAUAGAGUUCAAGUCAUGUCAAACAGCAGAUUGUCCAGUGAAUGGAGGAUGGACAACUUGGAGUUCAUGGACAAGCUGUCCGGAAACGUGCAAUGGUGAAAAAUUAAGUCGAACCAGAUCCUGUUCCAACCCAGAGUCUGACAACAAUGGGACAGAUUGUCAGGGAAUAGAUAUAGAGUAUAUUUCCUGCCAAGAAGCAAAAUGUCCAGUGAAUGGACAGUGGUCAACUUGGACAUCAUGGACAAGCUGUCCGGAAACGUGUAAUGGUGAAUAUCUAAAUCGUACCAGAACCUGCUCAAACCCAGCCUCUGAGAAUAAUGGAACAGAUUGCCAAGGAGAUGAUAUAGAGUUCAAGUCAUGUCAAACAGCAGAUUGUCCAGUGGAUGGAAGCUGGACAUCAUGGUCAUCUUGGAGUGAUUGUCCGGACAACUGCAAUGGAGAGAUUUUGUCGAGGAAGAGAAAUUGUACAAACCCUAUGCCACAAAAUGGAGGGAAACAAUGCAUUGGGAAUGAAACUGAAACGUCCUCGUGUGAAGCCAUUGGCUGUCCAUGUAUAGUUGAUGGUGGAUGGUCACCGUGGUCAUCAUGGAGUGCUUGUCCAUAUAGCUGUCAUGGGCACGUAUUGACAAGGGACAGAACUUGUACAAACCCUGUACCGACACAUGGCGGGACAGAUUGCACUGGAAAUAGUACAGACACGACGUCGUGUGAAUCUCAAGGAUGCCCAUGCAAAGGCUAUCUUCACUUUGACAUGGGAAGUGGCUUCACGAGAUUAAGCUUCAAUUGGAAACUGUUUGGAGUUCUAUCUGCAGUGUUAUUUGUGUGGCGAUGAUGAUUGGUGUCUAUUGUUGGAUGUAUGCCAGUGAUAAAACUGACAUUUGUAGAUCAAUCUAAUCUGUGUACUGACACCACGUGACUGACACACGCGAACACAAUAAGCAUGUGUUGGCAAAUAGUAAUCCAUUAAGGGUUGAUGGAAACAUGUAAGACCGGAAGACACUUUUCUUUCGAUUCAUUAUAAUUGUAUCACAAUGGAAUUUUUUUCGAAAGUGUCAUGGAAGCAUUGCUUAUGUAUUUUGUUGGCCCUCGAACAUAAAAACCGCAUUUUGUUUUGUUAAUUAUAUGCUUUAGGGAUGUUCGGUAUUCCGUUUCCAAAUAACUUUUUUUUUUAAAUGUUAUAAAUCGAUAAUAUAUAAUACAGGGACUAAAAAAUAGUAUAAAUGAUGGGUCCGUGUGUUUUUUUAUUUCGAGAUAUAAGUCAAUGAAAAUUUGGUGGAAAGUAAUUCUCUCAAGACUUAAUUUGCAUACAUUAAAAUUGGAACCCUUUUUCUCACUCAAAUUAUGAAAAUUAACUAGGCUUUAAUAGGAUUUUCAAAUAUUAUUUUUUAAUUAAUACAUGUAUAUGAUAUCUAUAGUUAAGUAAAAAGGAAGGGGUUAGCUGGGAAUAUUUUUUAUUCUUUCUAAAUGGAUAAAACCAGAGGAUUCAUCAUAUCUAGCAAAACUUAAAAAACAAGAGAAGCGAACAUCCUUUAACCAUCAAAGUUUUAGACGAAACUUAUAAACAUGAGCUUCUAUAACUAGUUGUUUUCAGGGUUUUGAAAUUAAUGUAGAAGUUCAAAUGUUUUUAUUGUUUAGUCAAACUAUGCAUUUCCUAUUCUUCUGUGACCUUAUGUGCCUACAACUGCUACUUUAUAUUGUAAAUACAAUCACUACAUUGCUGUUAUUUCAUUUUUUUCGUCAUUGAUGUUUUAUUUUUAAAGCGGCUAUUUAUUGGGCCAUUCCAGUUAAUUUCUGACAGAUGGGGAGAUUUCUUUUUAUACGUAUCAGAAAAAAACAUCAUGAAAAACUACCUAUCAGAUCUAAAAAUUAAGACCUAUCAGAUGUAGUGUUUCUGUUCAUAUUGGGUGGAUGGGCUUUCAUGGGGGAAAAUGACCUAUCAAAAUUUAGGAUUGUAUCCAUCAAAAUGUUAAACACAAUACAAGAUAAUGCAUGAUACGAAACUGUUUACAUUUCAAAGCACCCCUAAGAUCUAACAUAGGCAUUUUUGUAACCCCUAAGAUGUAAUUAUUUUUAUUUAUUUACUGCUGCAAUACCCUCAGAAUUGUUUUGCGUAUAAGUGAAAGUGUCAGAUGAAAAAACCUAUAAUUUCACCCCUAAGAUGUAUAAAUUUUACAUCCCUCAGAAAGGACCAUCCAUCCCCCUUUAGCAGAUAUUAACUGGAAUGGCCCAUUAGACUGCACGAGCUUGAAGCUCUAUUUCUAUUUCUACUUUGUUAUGUGGUUAUAUGACUGUCGGUGUUCUUUGGAAUUCAUCUCCAUGGGUACUGAGAUGGCGUCUAGUCUGAAAUACGCACGAAAUUUUGAUACAUUUUUAUUCAUUUAACUAAUUAAGACUUUUUUAAAUGAUAUUUAUUAUAAUAGUUUGUUCUUGUGAUGUACUUGUUAACCUUUGGCACAGGUUAAGGGUAGGGUUGAUAUCUCAGCGCUUACAUGUUUAACCCCUCAACAUUAUGUACGUAUGUGCCUAUCCCAAGUCAAGAGCCUGUAAAUCAGUGGUUGUAGUUCGUUGCUGUGUUUAUAUUUCUUUUUGUUCACUUUUUUGUUUAACGUGUUUUUUACAUUUGCAAUUUUGGGGCAUUAAAUAGCUGACUAUGUUGUAUGGGCCGUGCUCAUUGUUUGAGUCUGUGUGGUGAUAGUUGUUAAUUUCUGUGUCAUUUGGUCUCUCGAAAAGAGAUGUUUCAUUUACAUAGACAACAUCCUCUUUUUUAUAUUUCUUUUUUUCUUUUUAAAUUUUUGUAAUCUGAAUAUACGUUUAUCAAACAUGAGAAUUUGAAUCAGAUCGGUAAAUGUGAAUUUUACAGUUAAUGCCACCUUUUGUGUAUAUACAUGUACAGGGUGUUUUUGUUGUUCUGUAAAUAUUGGCUUUUGUGUAAAAAAAAUCUAUCUGUGAUUAUUUUUUUGUAUAUUUGUAUGCAUAUAAAAAUAUGUAAAUUUAAUACUGAAUUGAUUUAUAUACAUCUGUUAGCUCAUAGAUGGUUCGCUAUCUCGUCAUUUUACCAGGCAUAAUGUACUAAAAUACUUUUAGUUUUAUUUUGUAUUAUUUUUUAUUUCAUUGUUCAAUUUUGAGAAUACAAAUAAAAUUUCUGCUUUUACAGUAUGUAGUUGGCGCAUCAACCAAUCUUGUUCUGCAUCUCAUGGAGUGCAUGUAUUUCCCCUUUCUCUAGAAUUAGAUUAUGUUUCAUUUAUUCACCCCUCUCUUUUAAAAUCAUUAGAGAAUACUCCUACUAUUCAUAAAUGACGAGCGGCAAAUAAUGUUGUUUUUUUUUGUUGUCGUUAUUUAUGUAUAUUUUGUGCUUUGCUUUUUUGUCUGUUUUGUUAACUUUUGUAUCUAUUAUUUGUGUAUUUCUUAGUCAUGUGUGUAAUCUGUUUAAACUAUAUAUCCGUCCAAUUGAAUAAUAAAUAUUUUACAUGCUGUAA
This is a messenger RNA of Mytilus trossulus (common blue mussel), 9339 nucleotides long. Its product is annotated as SCO-spondin-like. NCBI's taxonomy places the organism in Eukaryota, Metazoa, Mollusca, Bivalvia, Mytilida, Mytilidae. The record is from RefSeq and is a predicted model, not a curated record. The transcript is spliced from 38 exons. The coding region runs from base 258 to 6695 and encodes 2145 amino acids.